AGAAGGGAAACAUCAAACUCAUCGAUUUCGGACUCUGCUGGGACCUGGACCCACAGACAGGAAAGUGCAACCAGGCUGAUGGGACUGCGCACUGGAUGGCGCCCGAGGCCUUUAGGAGGAGGGACAGGGAACCAGAAUUCGACACCAAAGUAUGUUGUAGAAGCAGUAGGAGGACCCAAUGGCAUUUAUGUGUCUGCACAAAUGGGUGCUGCAUUCAGUAAAGGCCAAUUCAGUUACAUGAGUGCUAAACAUGAAGCCAUUGGGAACCCCCCGGUAACAAGUAACUAAAUCAUACGCUAACCCAAUUCUAUCCUAAUGCUCUUUGGUGUCUUCUUUUCCAGUGUGACAUCUGGUCCCUUGGAAUCACUGCCAUUGAAAUGGCCGAGGGAAAAACACCAUACGCCGAUCAGGAACUAGUGUCGGACCUGAUCAUCAACAACGACUCUCCGAGGCUCAUAUCAAGGACCUGGUCUCAAACUUUUGUGUCCUUCUUGGAGUCGUGCCUUGAGAAGGAUCCUUCCCGGAGAUGGAGUGCGGAAGAGCUGCUGCAGCACCCGUUCAUUACUGAACUGCCCCCUGCGAAGACCAUCAGGGCUGAAAUCGAGGAACACCUUCGGGCGGUGCAGAACCGGCCGGCCAAACAAGGUGAGGGAAUCCAUUAUAUUUGUUAUGGCUGUACUGUCACAUCACUUAACUUACUAAAAUGAGAAGCUGCUUGAGCUGGAAUUGUAAUAGUGGUGCUAGGAAUAAUAAACAUAUUUUUAGAGGGG
Messenger RNA from Xenopus tropicalis (tropical clawed frog), 770 nucleotides. Its product is annotated as serine/threonine-protein kinase 3. The transcript has 4 exons. Bases 378 to 707 code for a protein of 109 amino acids. NCBI's taxonomy places the organism in Eukaryota, Metazoa, Chordata, Amphibia, Anura, Pipidae. The record is from RefSeq and is a predicted model, not a curated record. Gene Ontology annotation, molecular function: ATP binding.